UUCUGACCCAAAUGGCUCGUACCAAGCAGACUGCACUGAAAUCCACCGGAGGAAAGACGCCGAGGGUGAGCCUGGCGACCGUCGCCGCCCGCAAAUCUGCCCCGCCCACCGAAAGAGUGAAGAAGCCCCACCGUUACAGGCCUGGCACUGUUGCUCUGAGGGAGAUCCGCAAGUACCAGAAGAGCACUAACCUUCUCAUCCCGAAGCUUCCAUUCCAGAGGCUGGUCAAGGAGAUCGCUCUAAACUUCAAGGCUGAUUUCCGCUUCCAGAGCAGCGCCGUCUGGGCUCUUCAAGAGGCCGCAGAGGCGUAUUUGACGGGCUUGUUCCAAGACACCAACCUCUGUGCCAUUCAUGCUAAGAGGGUGACAAUCAUGCCCAAGGACAUUCAACUAGCCCGCAGGAUUAGAGGCGAGAGUUUGAUUACAUGCAUAUGUGAGCUAGGUUUUCAUAUCCAGAUGGCUCGUACCAAGCAGACUGCAAGGAAAUCCGCCGGUGGCCCGCCAAGGAAGUUCGCUACCAACGCCCAGCCAAGGGAGUUCUCAACCAUGGCUGCCCUCAAAUGUUGCCCGAUCACCGCCGGCAUCAAGAAGCCCCACAGUUACAGGCCUGGCACUGUUGCUCUGAGGGAGAUCCGCAAGUACCAGAAGAAUACUGACCUUCUCAUCCCGAAGCUUCCAUUCCAGAGGCUGGUCAGGGAGGUUGCUCAGAACUUCAAGGCUGAUCUCCGCUUCCAGAGCGACGCUGUCGACGCCCUUCAAGAGGCCGCCGAGGCGUUCCUGGUUGGGUUGUUCGAGGACACAAACCUCUGCGCUAUUCAUGCCAAGAGGGUGACCAUCAUGCGGAAAGACCUUCAACUGGCUCGUAGGAUUAGGGGUGAGAGGAAUUAG
Lotus japonicus is the source of this 887-nucleotide messenger RNA. RefSeq lists its product as uncharacterized. The record is from RefSeq and is a predicted model, not a curated record. Bases 12 to 887 code for a protein of 291 amino acids. Lineage: Eukaryota; Viridiplantae; Streptophyta; Magnoliopsida; Fabales; Fabaceae. Gene Ontology annotation, cellular component: nucleosome. The transcript is spliced from 3 exons. Gene Ontology annotation, molecular function: DNA binding; structural constituent of chromatin; protein heterodimerization activity.